UCGCUGGUCGACACUCCCGUCGAUUUCGUCGCCGUCACUGUCGCCGUCGCCGCUCUAUGCCAUAACCCGUCUGCAUCCGUCUCUGCCAUCACCACCAGUCGUGCCGCUUAACCCCGAAACCCCGACCCUCGCCCACCAUGUCCGACAUUGAGAAGUCGUUCGUGUUCCUCCAGGACAACCUACCGCAAUGGCUGCAGGACAUUGCCAGCAUCCAAGAGAAGGUCGCGGCCAUGCAAGCCGAUAAUACGAAAGUGCCCGUAUCGCAGUCACCGUUCGGGAAGCGGACCGACUCCACCGCGUCCAUACGACCCGCACUAGACGCCAUCGCAGAGGACGCAGCGCCUUCCAACGCAACACCUACAGACGCCGUCGCAGGUCGCAAACGCAAGUCGCUCUCCGCCUCGUCCGGCCGCGAACCUGGCACCGCCCGCCAUCGCCCUCGAACCAUGGUGGUUGUCAACUACGAUGGAGACGUGCAGAAGUCGUUUGAACUGCUCGUGCGGGCAAUAGGGACUGGACGCAACAUGUUACGUAAGGCUAAGAUGGAGGCCAGAAUGAAUGAGAUGGCCACCCAGGCAGAGUCAAGUGCAGAGGAGGAUGACGUGGACGACGACGACGAAGAGAUUGACCUAUCUAAAAUCAACUACCGAGCCCGCAUGUCAUCUUUACGCGCAAGAUCCGCAGCCAGGAGAAGCGGCCGAUUAGGCGUCAGCAGUGGCGUAGAGACACCUGCCGUGCUAUUCGAUACCUCGGACAAGACCUUAGAGCAAGCUCAAGAGCUGUGCGAGAAGUCGGCGCAUCUCACGUUACGUGACGGCGAUUGUAGAACAGAGCUGGAGGGAGUGCGAAGGAACUUUGAGACUGUAUUGGAGACGGCAAAGGUCGAGGUGGAGAAGUGCAAUGCACGCAAGGCACAAGAUCCACCUGAAUUACAGGCGCACGAGACCUCCGACACGUCUGUGUCUUCCCUGGAGCCCGAGAUGAUAUACCGGAAAGACACUCCGCAAUCCGUACCACCACCACCCGAACUCGAUACUCAACCCAAGACCACAUUGGCAACACAGCCUGUGACUACUCCACAACCACUGAAGAUCGUCAACAUUGAGGUUGACGAAGACGACGAUGAUGAUGACUUCGUACUGCCGCCUGUCCGGCUAACGUCGCGACUGAACCGUCGGGGUUGAUCUACGUAACCCCAUCCAUUUGUUUUUUUAUUUCAAGCGUUCAAGCGAUUUCCAUCUCAGCUAUUGCUCUCAUCACGGCGUUUCGAAUGCAUUACGGGCGCAUGCGUGUUUCACGCAUCAUGUUGGGGACGAAAAUGGAAGGCGGGGGCUUAUAUCCACAUGCAUCACUAAACAUCUUUUGGGUGUCGGCGUCUUACAGCGAGGCAUCGUUGCUGCUAUCUUCCAGCGUAUUCAAUCUAUCUCCAAGUUAUCCAUGCAUUCUGUCGCAAAGACAAUCCGCGUUCGUCAGGUGACUUUUGAAAUGUUCGUAAU
Messenger RNA from Alternaria rosae, 1496 nucleotides. RefSeq lists its product as uncharacterized. The transcript has a single exon. Lineage: Eukaryota; Fungi; Ascomycota; Dothideomycetes; Pleosporales; Pleosporaceae. The record is from RefSeq and is a predicted model, not a curated record. Bases 138 to 1184 code for a protein of 348 amino acids.